Astyanax mexicanus (Mexican tetra) is the source of this 1447-nucleotide messenger RNA. It is a transcript of the gene cacng1b, whose product is annotated as calcium channel, voltage-dependent, gamma subunit 1b. Gene Ontology annotation, cellular component: L-type voltage-gated calcium channel complex; membrane. NCBI's taxonomy places the organism in Eukaryota, Metazoa, Chordata, Actinopteri, Characiformes, Acestrorhamphidae. The transcript has 4 exons. The coding region runs from base 257 to 943 and encodes 228 amino acids. Gene Ontology annotation, biological process: calcium ion transmembrane transport; regulation of calcium ion transmembrane transport via high voltage-gated calcium channel. Gene Ontology annotation, molecular function: calcium channel regulator activity; voltage-gated calcium channel activity. The record is from RefSeq and is a predicted model, not a curated record.
AAACUAGGGCACUGUUAUCUGGCCCCAUUUCUUUCCAAGCCGAAGCAGAGCGAUCUGUGGACAGCGAGCUGCAGUCAGGAAGCUGUGGUUGAUGUGCUGAGAGUGUUUCGCCUCUACAAACCGCCUCGACCCAUCGCAUAAAAGUACCGGAAGAGGUGCUGGGAACUUUACAACUUUGAGGUUUGAAAGCCUGAACACCAAAGAUAAGGAGAAGCUUAGAUCUGUUCCUUUUGAAGAGUGAGCUCAUCCCACCGCCAUGCUAGGAGAUAAGAAGACCAAGGUGAAGAUCACCUUCCUGGUCAUCCUGGUGGGCAUCUCGUCCAUGCUGGCAGCUGUGGUGACGGAUCACUGGGCGGUUCUGAGCCCCAGGGUGGAGAAGCUCAACACCACCUGUGAGGCGGCUCACUUCGGGCUGUGGAGACUGUGCAAGAAGAGCAUCUUCAUUGUGGAGGAAGACCCUCAGGGCAAUAGCUGCGGCCCCAUCACCCUGCCUGGAGUCAAGAACUGCUCCUACUUCAAACACUUCACGUCCGGGGAAGAGGCCGAAGUGUUCGAAGUCAAGACUCAAAAAGAAUACAACAUCUCAGCAGCAGCUAUAGCCAUCUUCAGCCUGGCCUUCAUGACCUUGGGCAGCAUGUGUCUCCUGGGAGCCUUUGGGAAGGGCAGGGACUACUUACUGAGACCGGCUGGCAUGUUCUUCGCCUUCGCAGGUCUCUGCAUAGUCAUUUCUGUGGAAGUCAUGAGGCAGUCCGUCAAACGCAUGAUCGACAGCGACGAAACCAUCUGGAUCGAGUACUACUACUCGUGGUCCUUCACCUGUGCCUGCGCUGCCUUCAUCCUCCUCUUCCUCAGCGGCAUCAGCCUGCUCAUCAUCUCCAUGCCUCACAUGCCGAGGAACCCGUGGGAGACAUGCAUGGAUGCUGAACCCGAGCCCAUGGACUAGCAGAGCGCCCAGUAAGAACGUACUACACAGCUGACAGUGGGAUUCCGUAUGUUCAAAAGAAAUGCUGGUGACAGGGUGACAUAUGUCUGAAAAUCGUCACUUAGACAUAAGGGGUUUAUAACAGCUCACAGGUGUUUAUAAUAUUGAUUUUGUAUUCUGUUAUUCUGCUCGAUAAAAGCAAUUGCAUGGAGGUUAUGUCUAAUCUACAUUAAGCACUGAGUUGACAGUUUAAAGUUACACCCGUUUUGUACCCAAACUCACUGGCCACUUUGUCAGAAUACCCAACAUAAAGGUGCGGUUUGUAGGUUUAUAAUUACCUACUGUAUCUCAAUGCAAUGGGACCUAUAAAGGGCCACCACUGAUCAGUUACUUUGUGGCUGGUGAAGAAAGUUCUGACAGGUUUGUUUCAUACAAGUCUGGGUCAAGUCUUGAUGAGUCUUGGGGUUACAAGUCUGAGUAAAGUCUCAAGGGAAUACAGUUUUUGGGGUGCAAGUCUGUGUAGAG